AUGGAAGUUCUACCAAACACUGGUGUAAGGUUGUUGUAUGUGGUAAUCAUGGCAAUUUAUGUAGGCAAUGCCUACGGUCGUGAUGAUCCCCUUACGAGGCUGGUCCCAGGAGGCCCGAACCCGUUACAUAAUGACAUUGGUGGCAUGAAGACCUUAGACUCGGGCCGCCCCAACCGAGUCAUUCCAGUACGUACGGACCCAUUUCACAAUGGGUUUGAUAGUAAGAAGCGGGUCUAUCCUGGCGGCCCUGACCCAUUACAUGUCGGGUAUGAUCGUACGAAGCGGGUCGUUCGAGGCAGCCCUGACCCUGUACACUAUGGCUAUGAUGGUACGAAGCGGGUCGUUCCAGGCAGCCCAGAAUAUGAAUAUGAUGGCACGAAGCGGGAAGUUCCAGGCGGGCUCGACCCGUUGAGAAACGGGUUCAAUCGCAUGAAGAUGGCCGGUGCUCCCGGCAGACCAGACCCGUUACGAUACGACGUUGUUCCAGGUGGCUCAGGUCUUUCACAGAUCGGGUAUGAUAGCAUGAAGCGAGUCGUUCCACUGGGUCCAGACCCAAUCCAUAACGGGUAUAAUGGUUGA
This is a messenger RNA of Magnolia sinica, 579 nucleotides long. RefSeq lists its product as uncharacterized. Lineage: Eukaryota; Viridiplantae; Streptophyta; Magnoliopsida; Magnoliales; Magnoliaceae. The record is from RefSeq and is a predicted model, not a curated record. The transcript has a single exon. The coding region runs from base 1 to 579 and encodes 192 amino acids.